CUCCACAUUUUAGCAAUGGCCGGACCUCCGUUUGGCACAGCAAGUGCGUACGCCGACGCAUUUCCCGCCCCGCCGCCGAAGACUCUUACUCUUGGCGCCGAGACCUGCUUCAACCUGACAGUCUUUAGGGACCUCGUUCGGCAAUAUCGUAAGCUCGACGACCAGGUCGUUACCCGCUUGAAUCGCGCGCAGGCCCAGCUCCGCGACGAGGCCCGCGUGGGCAAGGGGAGCGGGAAUGAAGGCAUGUGCGCCCAAAUGUGGGGUGAGGUCAUGGCCGGAUGGGCUCACCGCCAAACACUCAUCACAUACUGCCAGAACACGGUAGAGUCGUCUGCCGCUGCCAAGCACGCGGGAGAGUCCGCGCCUGCACCGCACCGCGGUGCCCUCGAAGAGCAGCGCAUCGCGGAGCAGCUGGGCUCCGAGGCCAUGAUUGAGGCCAUCAUUCGUAAACGUACUCUCGACGUAUUUAGGCAGCGCUGUCCGUUCUUCGCACCUACCACGGACGCUGGACGUGUGUGGUGGGAGUUAGCGGAUGGCGGGCGACCAGGCGCGGGGCCAAGCGUUUAAUGUCCACAAAGCAUCGUCUGACACUGUUGUUCAACUAUUCAUGCAUCCCACAACCUGCUCACAUGCAAUGCUACACG
Molecule: messenger RNA, 644 nt
Organism: Cutaneotrichosporon oleaginosum
Lineage: Eukaryota; Fungi; Basidiomycota; Tremellomycetes; Trichosporonales; Trichosporonaceae
Cellular component (GO): mitochondrial intermembrane space; mitochondrion
Source: RefSeq, a predicted model, not a curated record